AUGAAUCUAGUCUCUUUCAAUGUUAGAGGCUGUUGUAGCUCUUUAAAGAGAAGGAGAAUAUCUCAAAUUAUUCAGAGAGGAAGUGCCGACAUUUUCCUUAUUCAGGAAACCAAGAUUAACAAGAUGGAGGCUGGUAUUGUAAAUAGCAUGUGGAGGAAUUAUGACAUGGAUUGGUCAGCUCAAAACUCCAUUGGAAACUCUGGUGGUAUUUUAACCAUGUGGAAUACUACUAGAAUCACAGCUUAUUCUAGUUUUUGUGGGAAAGGUUUCUUAGGUUUGCACAUUUUUUGGAAUAAUCAUAGGUUGAUUGUGAUCAAUGUUUACGCCCCCUGUGGAUCAGCUGAUAAGAGCAAGCUGUGGAGAGAACUGAUUAAAAUUAAAAGCAAUUACUCUAAUGUUGGUUGGAUUGUGAGGGGAGAUUUCAAUGCGGUGGUAACAACUAGAGGGAUAUGA
Messenger RNA from Lathyrus sativus (Indian pea), 453 nucleotides. The record is from the annotation of a GenBank genome assembly. NCBI's taxonomy places the organism in Eukaryota, Viridiplantae, Streptophyta, Magnoliopsida, Fabales, Fabaceae.